Molecule: messenger RNA, 943 nt
Organism: Loxodonta africana (African savanna elephant)
Lineage: Eukaryota; Metazoa; Chordata; Mammalia; Proboscidea; Elephantidae
Gene: C22H3orf49
Product: chromosome 22 C3orf49 homolog
Source: RefSeq, a predicted model, not a curated record
AUGUCACGGGGAUGGCGCAAGACUGGGGCAGAGAAAACCGUCAGCUCCAGCCGAAGAUCUAGCAGUGCCUAUUUCUAUUACUGGUAUUGCUUUGGUCAGUACCGAAGAUUCCAGCAGCACAGAAAGAAAAAUGGCUCAUACAAAAAUAAGGGGAUUGAAAGAUGGCAUAGAGCUGUGUCCACUAACUUGGUAAAACAAAAUGUAUUGGUCCCCAAAGAGGAAUAAUCCAGUGAUAGUGAGAUGGAAUUUCAUGAAAGCCAGCAAAAUAAGAAAAAAAAAUGGAUGAAGGUGAAGACUGCUUUGGGGAAGAUGCUAUGAUGCAAGUAUAGAAGCAAGCCAGCAAGUUUCAGCGGAGAGGGCUCCACUAGCCACAAGGAAGCUCUCCUUUCAAACACACAGAGUCUUCUUCCUAGAAUUGCCAAGGAGCUUCCAUCCCCCAAGUUAUUUACCAAACCAAGAAUGAGAAAGCUUUCACAGAAUGCAACUAUACAACUUGAUGUGGUAGAAGUGGAGACAGAGUCGAUAGCCUGAGGCAAUACCCUGGUCUGGGCCAGAAGAACCACCAAGCAGUUGUCUGUGACAUCCCUUCCUUCAGGACUGCAAAAUGCUCCAUAUUCAUCAAAAAAGAGACGAUACUUUCUGGCCCUUAAAAAAAAAAAAAACCUAGCGUGGAAAACAUCCUCCGAAGAUGAUCUGACAGUAGGGAAGCUUCAAAUGCAGGUGGAUGAUCUCACAGAAACAGGGACUGAUAAGUCCAUGGAGCUGCUGGCCCAGAGGCACGCUGAGCUUCAGCAAUGCGAGUUUCUAGGGCACAAGGUUCUUCAGUCUUCUAAGCAGUCCCAGAGGAUAUCCACGAGAACCACGAGGAAGUAUACACGGAAGAAUGUUUGUCUGCCAUGUACCUGCUGCUGCUUCUGAUGCUGCUCCUGACUGCAUAAAAGUC